This is a messenger RNA of Megalobrama amblycephala (Wuchang bream), 3422 nucleotides long. It is a transcript of the gene fam234a, whose product is annotated as family with sequence similarity 234 member A. The coding region runs from base 421 to 2061 and encodes 546 amino acids. The transcript has 12 exons. NCBI's taxonomy places the organism in Eukaryota, Metazoa, Chordata, Actinopteri, Cypriniformes, Xenocyprididae. The record is from RefSeq and is a predicted model, not a curated record.
AGUAAAGCUGACUAACUAAAGGUUAAAGGGAUAAUUUUAAGUCAAAGAUAAACAUAUCAAAUCUUCUAAUUUGUAUAAAACAGACACAAACUUCUAUUUUAUUUAAUGAAUGUGAAAAGAGUUGGUUGUCUCUUAUAUAAGCUGUACUUAGUUAAUGUGUGGUUGUCAUUUUAUGCCAUGCAACAGACUUAGGAUGUGUUUUAUGCUUUAAAAAUCAUCAUAUUCAUAUAAAAACCUUUUAUAUCUGUAAAAUGCAUAGGAUGAUGUUGUUAUAUUGUGUGUUUGUGUAUGUAUAAGUAAUGUUUUUCCCAUCCAAAUGACAGUUUUCCAGAAAGGGGGUGUUUGUUUGGCCCCGGGCCCUUCUGGUUCCACCGGCGUGCCGCAGCAUGACUGAGUGGUGUGAAGUUCUGUUGGUCUGAAAUGGCAGAUGAAUCAGGGCGUCGUUUUGAGGCGGAGCCUCUGAAGGGAGGAGAGGCAGAAGGGGGCGUGUCUAAGGAGAAAAGCUGCGCAGGAAAGCUGGGCUUGUCCCACCUGACGGGCUGGCGUACAGCUGCAUUCCUCCUCUCUCUCUUUCUGUGCCUGUUGGUGGUCUUCGCCUUUUCGUUCAUCCUUCCUUGCCCCGUACGGCCACAAUACAUGCCCACCUGGAACCGCACCAUUCCUACCGCAGCCACAUAUAAUUUCCUGUCUGUUGAGGACGCCAAUGAAGACAAAGUCUUGGAUGUGUUCUUCAUGUACAAGGAUGCUGAUGCCAGCCGCAACACAUGUUUGAGUGAAGAUUUGUCAAUCCCGUGUCUGGUUUUAACGGCUGUUGAUGGUACUGAUGGGAAGACUCUUUGGAAACGACCUUUAGCUGCUGAAUUUUAUUGGGUGGAGUGUGGCGUAAAGGGGCUCGGACGUAAAGGAACAGGAUGUCUGGUUGCUCAUGCAGGCAAUCUCACGGCGGUCGACAAACAGUCCGGUGUGAUCAUGUGGCAGCAGUCGCAGUCUACUAUGAUGAAUGUAACUCUCCCGCUGAUCAGCGUUAUGGAUCUGAAUGCUGACGGAGUAGAGGACUUUGCCAUCCUUUCAUAUUAUCCUGAAGCUCCAUCAUUCACACCCAUACCGACAGAGCUGGUGUUUUUCUCAGGGAAGUCAGGUGAUCAGAUCGGGAGGGUGGAUGUUGACAUGAUGGGGGUUUUUGGUCAUCUGCCAUUCAAAACGACCAGUGGCGCUCCAUACCUGCUGUUACUCAAUGACAGUGGGCUCUACGCGGUCAGUUUGCAAUAUCUGGUGGCUCAGGCUGGGCUGAAAUCUGCGCUGAAGAAAGAGAAAAGCUGGGAGGAAAAAUCUGACAGUCAAACUGGACUCAUCUCACUCUAUCAGUCUGAUUCCCUGAAGCGUGUGUCGGUUGUUCAUGGCAGCAGUUCUCCAUCACUGCUGGUCCAAACGGACUCCAGCGUGUCACUGCUGCUCACAGACGAACUGAAGAUCGCAUGGACCACCAACACCAGCGCUCUGCUCAGUGCGCCCACAUUUGGGCAAUUCAACCAAGAUGGAAUUCUAGACAUAGUGAUAGAGGAAGAUGUUGGCAAUGACACCAAAAGAGUGAUGGUUCUCAGCGGAAAAUCUGGAGACAUCCUGUGGAAGGUGAAUCUGUUGUUCUGGACUCCGAGUCCUCGUCCGGCAUCAGUCCUCACGCUGAACUCAUACUCAGUGUUCAUGCUUUGGGGACAGAGUCACGGCAACCAGACAAUGCAGUCAUCAUUCCUGCUGCAUCCUCGAUACUCCCAAACGCUGCUGGAAAGAAGAAAUCCUGCACAGAACAUUCUCUCUUUUAAGGCAACGCUGUUGGAGCGAGGUCGCCACGCCUGUUACCUCGUUCUUUCUGGACCGGACGGACGGCAGCAUACAGAAUUAGGCGAGACUGAGCCAGUGAUUCUGACCAAACGGAAGAUAAAGGAUGACGUGUCGGAGAGCGGCGUUCUGGGAGUAAAAGCCGAUGAACCGAUUUCUGAAGACACAGAGAAGUCCGUGAAGGAGGCCUUCUACAGGCUGCGCUUCAGCGAUGCACUUUUCUGAAACACAAUGAUAUGUAUAUAUUUUAUAUUUAAUCUUCAACCCGAAGGUCAAACAGGCCAAAAGCCAGUGGCUGCAAAUCCAAAACAGAGCUUAUGUCUCAACUGUUUUAAUUAGAAUAUCUGUUAAUCUGAUCUAGUCUUGGACUCGGUCGAAGCUGACACUAACCCAAAUCAUCAAGGUUUUUACCCAAUACUACACAAUUUAAAUUUAAUGUAUUAAUUUAGAAGGUACAUAUACUUUUGGGUCAUGCUGCAUUACUUUAUGACAAUCAAAAACUACUGUAACGCAUUUCAGAUUUCUGCAUAAGGCUAUCAAGAGGUAAGAUUAUAUUCAGACUUUUCAGGGAUUUCAUAUAAAGGUGAAUCUCAUAGAACAGUCCAGGUCAUGAAGAAUUUGGUUGGAAAUUAGAUGCCACCAUUAAAAAAAUAAUAAUUGUCCUAACAAUAGAUGUUGUUUUCUUGAGCAAAAUCUCUAAUUUUCCCUCUUUUGAUUCAGGUAUGAAACAUGACCUGGACAUGAGAUUCAUGUUUUCUUUGUAGUCUUUCAUGCCGUAGUGGAGUGAUGUUUUGCUUAAAGCUGUAGCGGAGGAGUCUGCAUUGUGUUUCACACACACAAAGCAACACUAAAACAAGCCUAACUUUGUUGCGUUUGUCAAAAAGAGAAAACGAAUAUUUUAUAUUUGCAGUGCAGUUUUGCUCCUGUAUCACAGGGGUUUAUUUAAGACUUUGAGUCUUGUUUAGAUGGUUUAAUGGGUUUGUGUGCGUUUGUUUGUAAGUGUUCUGCUGCUAUUGUUUUGCGAUUCUUGUUAACUCACUGUGAUGUCUCACAUAAUGCUGUACAUUUAGUGCCUUAACUAGGGACCUGAAAAAUCACUACAGGUGCUGUUAUGAGUCUGUAUGUCUGCUGUUUGGGAUCUUAUCUCCAAAAUGUGGGUUUAGUUUUAAAGCAGGGAUGAAGACACUUCUUUAAACCAAUGAGCAGAAUCUUACCUUGAGUUUAUUGUAGCAAAAUCAGAGCUUUAUGUCAUCCUUUGUUUUCUGUGCAUCAUCUACAUUCACAGAAGAACAGGACGAUCAGCUGCACCAAAACCAGAUGCCUUUUGAAUCUAAAGAAGCCAAAUAAACGAGAACACUGUGGAUUAUAUACUGCUGUAGUAGAUGAACAUGUUUAAAAUCAGCUAACUUGAUGCUUUGUAUUUAUUAGAGAUUUAUUAUUAGUAUUAUUAAUUGGUUUAGAUUCCUUGAUUUUGUAAACCUGUAGAUCAGGUCGAAAAUUGAACGUCUGCCAUUUUCUGUCUUUAUUUGAGAAUAUUAUAUUUGAUUGCAUUGUUACACUGUGUAAUAAAGAGAAUGCAUUCAGUG